This is a messenger RNA of Nyctereutes procyonoides (raccoon dog), 1839 nucleotides long. RefSeq names its product histone H4. The record is from RefSeq and is a predicted model, not a curated record. NCBI's taxonomy places the organism in Eukaryota, Metazoa, Chordata, Mammalia, Carnivora, Canidae. The transcript has a single exon. The coding region runs from base 59 to 370 and encodes 103 amino acids. Gene Ontology annotation, cellular component: nucleosome. Gene Ontology annotation, molecular function: DNA binding; protein heterodimerization activity; structural constituent of chromatin. Gene Ontology annotation, biological process: nucleosome assembly.
CCCGAACGCCGGCCGCCCGCUCUCCUCCGCGGACCUCGGCUGCUUCUGAGCUGCGAGCAUGUCCGGUCGCGGGAAAGGCGGCAAAGGGCUGGGCAAGGGAGGCGCCAAGCGCCACCGGAAGGUCCUCCGGGACAACAUCCAGGGCAUCACGAAGCCCGCCAUCCGCCGGCUUGCCCGCCGAGGCGGGGUGAAGCGCAUCUCUGGGCUCAUCUACGAGGAGACCCGCGGGGUGCUCAAAGUGUUCCUGGAGAACGUGAUCCGCGACGCGGUGACCUACACGGAGCACGCCAAGCGCAAGACGGUCACCGCCAUGGACGUGGUGUACGCGCUGAAACGCCAGGGCCGCACCCUCUACGGCUUCGGCGGCUGAGCCGCGCCUGCCGCUCCUCUCCGGACUCCAAAGGCCCUUUUCAGGGCCCCCAGAACGUCAGGGAAAGGGCUGGCACCGGCAGUUGCUGGGCGGGGGGAGGGGCGCUCGAGCACGCCCUGCCUCGGGCCGUGGAAGCUCCCGCCCCGGGCUGCGGGCGGCCGCGGGCUGCAGGCGGCGGGCUCGGGGCUCCGGAGGGGGAGGUGUGAGCGGCAGGACCCGGAAUGGGGACCCGGAGUGGGGACCCAGCGCCGCUCGCAGGGACGUAGUCUGGAAAGUGCGGUGCCACGUAGAGACCACGCUCCAAUGUGCACACACAGACUGGGCUCCUGUCUUGGCCCUGGGUUGCAUUUGGGGUAAGAGGGAACUCCCAGACCGCGAGCGCUGGCGGGUAACGCAGGGCUUCUAAGGAGCCGCGGGCUCGGUUCCUGAGCCUAUAUAAGGGCUCCUAUGCAAAUUAGGACUAGCUGAUGCUGCCUCCGAUUGGAUGGGAAGGUCGCGCGUCAGAGGGGGCGGCUCCUCGCGUUGCCGGGGCCCUUAGAAGGCGGGAGCGGGCUGGCGCGGAAAGUGCCCGGUCCUGGGCCAGUGCUGCGCUCCGGGGCGCUGCCGGAUGCGAAUAUUUUGUCUUUGCUGACGUUUGAGUAGGAGGUGACCCAAGUUCAGACGCUAAAUGAAGGAGGCAAAGGCGGGCGAAGUCGAAGGCGGGGCCUAGCGCGCGGCCUCUGCAGGAGUGGGGGUGAGCUGCCCCGAGCUGGGGAGCGUCCCGCCACGAGUCCCCGGCGGCGGUGCUCGAACCCCUGACCGCGGAGGUCCAGGAGCGCGCUCGCGGUGCGGCCGGGCGCGCGGGGCAGCAUCCUGCUGCUGCUCAGGAGACCGUGUCGUGUGAACCGGUCGCAGCUGAGCUGCCCGUGGGGCCGUAGGAGGGAGAAACUCGAAAAUGGUGUGGGCGAGAUAGCUGCGCAGUCGCGGGUCCUGCCCCGCGCUCUGCCCAGGCGCCUGCCGGCAGGGGCCGCCAGCGGGGCGAGGCGGGAACCGAGCUCCGUGGGAAAAAAUUCUAGCAUUCCUCCAGCGGAGGCUGACCUGCCGUGGACUGGGGGUCCGGCACUCCGGGACACUUUGUGUUCCAUUGUUGCGUUUGAUUGUCUAGCAAACUUAUGCAGUAUUAUUGCUACUUCACAAAGAAACUGAUAAUGGGCGUGUAAACUGGAGGCAGGAUUCGAUCCCAACCCCGUUGGAUACCGCACCCUUUGACCGCGACCCUUCUGUGACACUGCUUCUGACUUGGAGACCUCUUGGCCCUUUUGCUGAGCUUUCACGUCCAAGUACUUUCCCCUAUUCCAUAAAGACUCCAGUGUAUUCGUGAUUCUAGUAUCCAUUAAAUUUCUAGGGCACUGAGACCGUCCCAGAAGCUCCGCUUUCUUUUAAUCCAAGUGAAAAAACUGAGAUGCUUUAAAAAGAAACAGCAAAAUCUA